This is a messenger RNA of Melozone crissalis (California towhee), 1613 nucleotides long. It is a transcript of the gene IL1B, whose product is annotated as interleukin 1 beta. Lineage: Eukaryota; Metazoa; Chordata; Aves; Passeriformes; Passerellidae. The record is from RefSeq and is a predicted model, not a curated record. Gene Ontology annotation, molecular function: cytokine activity; interleukin-1 receptor binding. The transcript is spliced from 6 exons. Gene Ontology annotation, biological process: cellular response to lipopolysaccharide; positive regulation of gene expression; cytokine-mediated signaling pathway.
AUGAGUGCGGUGCUCUUGAAAACCAGCCACGCUGACGCAGGGCUCAGCAGCCAAGCAGCACUGCAGGCAGGACAGGCAGGAGCAGGCAAGCAAGUGCCUCAGAAGUUUGCAGGUGCUGUGAAGUCUCAGCCCAGGACUCUGCAGUUAGUGGCAGCAAUGGCAUUCGUGCCUGACUUGGACACGCUGGAGAGCAGCAGACUUCACCACGUCCCUUUGCCUUUCAGCCUGAAUGAGGAGACGUUGUAUGGCCCCAGCUGUCUGUGCCCGCAGAAGGUAAGGCUGUGGUGGUGGGAGUGGUGGGGUCCGUGUUGUAUGGAAGCCAGGCUCUCACCCUACAUCCCCUUUCUUCCCUAGAAGACCCGGCUGAACUUGGAGGGGACAUCGCCUGGGGUGGGCAUCCAGGUGACAGUGACAAAAGGACCCCUUUCCAGGACCUUUCGCCAGGCUGCCGUCCUGGUGGUGGCUGUGACCAAGCUCUUGAAGCAGCCAGCACGCAAGGACUUUGCAGACAGUGACCUUGGCAGCUUCUUGGAUGAUAUUUUCGAGCCUGUCUCCUUCCAGUGCAUCAAGAGCAGUUAUACCAGGGCACCCGUUUUCCGCUACACUCGCUCCCAGUCCUUCGACAUCCUGGACAUUGACCACAAGUGCUUCGUACUGGAGUCACCCACCCAGCUGGUGGCCCUGCACCUGCAGGGACCCUCUGCUGGACAGAAAGUGAAGCUCAACAUUGCUCUGUACCGUCCCCGGUCAUCGCAGGGCGCUCCAGGCUCUGGGAGGGUGCCGGUGGCCUUGGGCAUCAAGGGCUACCAGCUCUACAUGUCAUGUGUGAUGAGUGGCACCAAGCCCGUGCUGCAGCUGGAGGAAGCUGACAUCAGGAGGGAUAUUGAGAGCGUGGAGCUGACCCGCUUCAUCUUCUACCGCCUGGACAGCCCAGCUGAGGGGACCACACGCUUCGAGUCGGCCGCCUUCCCCGGCUGGUUCGUCUGCACAUCCCUGCAGCCCCGCCAGCCCGUGGGCAUCACCAACACCCCAGACCAGGUGAACAUCGCUACCUACGAGCUGAGCGGGCGCUGAAGACCCUGCACCAACCCAACCCAACCGGCAGUCACCGGUUUUCAGGCUGUAUGUACUAAGUACAACCCCUGGGACACAACCUCCCUCCUCAUCUAUUUCAUGUGAAAUAGCAGCUCUAGGCCCCAUGGGCUCGAGCCAUCCCAGUCUCUAUAUUUGUAUUUAUUUAUUUAUUGUGUCUUCCCAUUGCUUUGGUACUUACUUGUUGUACCCCUUAUUUAUUUUUGCUUUUAACUUGUAUGUGGAUGGAGGUGGAAAUAAAAAGUUUUCUAGGACAGCAUAGCUCAGCUCAUUACUCAUGGGGGAUGCAGUUACGGAUGGGAAAAUCCUUCUGCUUUGGCUGCUUUUUGGGUGAAAAUCCAGGGCAUGGGGGGCCACCCCACAGCCCAGGGACCACCCUGACCCAUGCAGGACCCUCCACCACUCUGUCUCCGUGCCCGCACCACAGCUGGGAGGUGACAGAGGUGGGCAUCCCAUAGUGGAUCCCUGUCAGCUGCCUGAAACUGUCACCUCUGCCCCAGCUAUGGCCAGCAAAUGGCAAG